Petromyzon marinus (sea lamprey) is the source of this 4463-nucleotide messenger RNA. RefSeq names its product transcriptional coactivator YAP1-like. Gene Ontology annotation, biological process: hippo signaling; positive regulation of transcription by RNA polymerase II. Gene Ontology annotation, molecular function: transcription coactivator activity; protein binding. Gene Ontology annotation, cellular component: cytoplasm; nucleus. NCBI's taxonomy places the organism in Eukaryota, Metazoa, Chordata, Hyperoartia, Petromyzontiformes, Petromyzontidae. The record is from RefSeq and is a predicted model, not a curated record.
AUUAAUCGUUACGUCACGCAUAAUUAAAGCAAGAAUAAUGAGCCGAGGCCUGCGUUGAAGAGUUUUUUUGUGUGUUGGGGGAAAGUUUGAGGAUGCGAAGGCGACGGCGCCUCGCUUCGAUAAUCCUCGCCGCGUCGUCUCCGCCGCCGCCGCUGUUCUAGCCAACUACGACCGAGCUCGAAAAGUCGCCAACAACGACUUCGACCGAAACUCACCGCGCGCUUUCCCCCCCCCCCGCUACUACCACCACCACCACCCCCCCGGGUGAGGAGAGAAGGCGACUCGAGGGCGAGUGGAGGGGAGCGAGAGAGUUGAGGCGAGAGGAGGAGGUGGUGGUGGGUGGGUGGUGGGGGGAGAGACUUUAAAGUCGCGAGUGACUCAACGACGACGGCGGCGGGGUUGGGUGGUGGGGGGUUGAAGGCCCUCCUGCCGCUGAGAGGGAAGCAGAAGAAGGAGGAGAGUGGGACUCAACUCGGGAGACUUGUCGUCUCAACAUGUUUCCUUUCUCAUGAGAAGUUUGUUUUCCCAUUGUUGUAAGUUCACACUCAUAGUUUGUUGUUGUUGUGUUGUUGUUGAUGAUAGCUGUAGAGUUGCUGCAACGGUGUAGUGGUUUGGUUGGGAGCAGUUCGAACAAUCGCUAAAGUUUUUUUCCCCUUCAACUUGUUUUUGUAUUUGCGUUGGGUGGUUUAUUGGUGCUUUAUUUUUGUUAGUUCAUCUACAGUUAAUUACACGCUUAUUUUUUCGUCAUUAGCUUUGCUUUUUAGUCAUCGUACCUAUGUCACCCGUCAGCUGUUAAAGUGUGUUGUCAAUAAUAGUAACCAAGUGUAUACAGCUCGCAUUCAUCACCAAAUUUGUGGCUACAAUAAUUGCAUUAAGACUCGACAGUAGUGAUAAUUAACUCCGUAAGUAUACACAAUUGCCGAUAUUAUUAACGCUAAAAAACACAAAUCACAACUGACCACUAUCACCACUACCAAUAACACUGCUCCUAACACAGCAGUACGAGCUAUUACACUACAAUUACUACUAAUAACGUGACUAAUAACGUAAAGAUUACCAGUGAUAAAAUUACGAUUGCACACUACAAUUAACUCCGACUAAUUUUUAUAUCACUAACAAAAUUGGCAUUUUGUAUUCACGCCAUAACGAUUUAUAAUCACUGUUUUCACUUCACGAUCACACUGAUUAUAAUUACCACUAACAGUGACAGACCUUUCAUAAUAAAGUCACGAGUGCCAAAUCUCUAAUAGUGCCAAAUAUAAGUGUCACCAGACUUAGAAAAGUUUAAAAUCUAUAGUCAAUAAAGAUAUCGGUACUUUAGUUUCAAAUACAAGUGAUCUACGUUCAGCCCUUAAGUGCCAUCGAAAUAGUGCCAAUCUAUCAAACCCAAGUGAUAUCAACCAUCUAAAUCAUAACACCUGUGUCAAAACUUUAACAAGUGCAAAAUCCAACCAGGAUCAUCAAGCCUUGACGAACCAUCACAACAGGCACCGACUCAAUCCUAACAUUGCCAAUAAUCUAAGACUACCAAAACCAGCAAGCACAAUGGACGAAGACAACAACAACCAUCACCACCAUCCCGACCACCACCUCCAACGCCAUCAGCAGCAGCAACAUCACCAACAACAUCAACUUCAACAUGAACACCAGCAGCAGCAGCAUGUGGUGACCUCCCGCGCCGACUCAGCCACGGACCUGGAGGCGCUCUUUAACGCCGUGAUGAACCCGGGCGCCGCCAACAUGCCGCAGUCGGUGCCCAUGCGCAAACGCAAGCUGCCCGAGUCGUUCUUCAGGCCGCCCGAGGCCCGCGCCGCAGGCUGCCCGCACGCGCGCCAGGCGAGCUCGGACGCGGUGCUCUCGGGCGGCGCCGCCUACGCCGGGCUCAGCGCGGCCGAGGCCUGCGGCGCGGGCUUCCCGCAGGCGCGUCAGGCGAGCCCGCUGCUGAGGCCCGCGAGAGGUGCCGUCCAUGCGCAGCACUCGCGCUCGCACUCCUCGCCGGCACUCCUCGAGCCCAUGUCGACCCAGCAGCAGCAGCAGGCGCAGCAGCAGCAGCAACAGGCCCAGCAACAGCAAGCCCAGCAGCAACAGGCGCAGGCGACGGGUUUCCCACACCCCCUGUCCCCGCAGCAGCAGCAACAGCAGGUGGUGGUGGCUGCGCAAGCGGCGAUGGUGCAGCACAGCCGGCAGGGAUCGUACGAGCUGUUGGACCAGAACGAUGCCCCCUUCCCACCCGGCUGGGAGGUGGCAUUCACGGCCGCUGGGCAGCGCUACUUCAUCAACCACAACAACCAGACGACAACGUGGCACGACCCGCGCGGGGUACUGGCGGCGGAGAGCGGCGCCGCCAACCCUGGCGCGAGCCUUGUCGCAGCAAACCGCACCAGCGCACAGGGGCCACAGCAACUUGGACCCCUGCCCGAUGGCUGGGAGCAGGCUGUGACUCCCGAUGGAGAGGUUUACUUCAUCGACCACAAGAACAAGACAACAUCCUGGCUCGACCCUCGCUUGGAGCCAGCUUACAAAUCUCCUCAGCAGCGGCUGACGCCCACCCCAGCUUUCCCCACACAUGGCCACGCACCGAUGUCCCCGGCGGCCAAUCAGGCGGCUUCUGGCCGCGGGCUUCCGACCUAUCAGGCGACGGGAGGGCUGGGUGCGGCACAGAAGCUGCGCCUGCCUAAGGAGAAGAUGAGGGUGAGACACGACAUGAGACAGGAGCUGGCGAUGCGGGGGCAGAUGCCCAUGGAUGUGGAGAUGCUGAACGGAGUGCACACCCCCUCCCCGGGGAAUGGCGCAGUCCAGGACAUGAGGGCCAUCAACACGUCUGGCUCCGACCCAUUCCUUAACAGCGGGGCGUUCCACUCCAGGGAGGCGAGCACGGACAGCGGCCUCAGCGUGGGCAACUACAGCCUCUCGCGCACGCCUGAGGAGAUGCACGGCAAUGGCGCCACCGACGACAUCGAUGCUUGCGACAGCUUGCCCCACGCAGGACAUGGUGCUGUCCCCUUCACCGCCGCCGGUCAUAGCGGCGGCAACAGCACCGGCAUGAAGGCAGCGGCGCAGAAACCAUCUCCAUUUCCACAGUCUCCGUUGCGCGCUCACCAACACCAGCAGCCGCACCAGCCCCAACAGCAGCAGCAACAGCAGCCGUUCUUUGAGUUUCUGGAUGCGCUGCCGGCCACCCACGUCGAUUACGGCAUGAUGGACACGCUCGGGGCAGGAGCAGGGGUGGCACCAGUGACGGCUGGGUCCGGCGUCGGUGCCGGAUUCUCCGGGGGCGAGGAGGAGGGCGGCGACGUCAGCAUGGACACGGAUGACCUGGUCCCCAGCCUACAGGAGCCCAUCUCCGCCGACCUCCUCAGCGACGUCGAGUCUGUGCUGGGCCCAGCCAGGCUGGACAAGGAGAACUUUCUCACAUGGCUGUGAGACUGAAGGAGGAUGGGAGAGAGAGAAGGAGAAGAGAGGAAUGUGUGUGAAGGUGUGAAGGCACGAGUGUGAGCACGGUUGUGUGUGGUUCCAUGUGAUGGUGAUGGUAGGAUGUGUGUGAAGCAUGGUGGUGAUGAUAGGAUAUGUGUGUGUGUGUUUGAGCUCUGGCAGGCGAGACUGUGUUGGCUGGGUCAUGUAGCCCACAUGCCCAGCUACUGCAUGCUCAAGUAGCUUUUGUUUGGCUGUAUAGAGGGGGCUAAACGAGUACGACAUGUGCUGGAGAAGAGAUGGACUGAUGUGGUACGGGUGGAUGUGGAGCUGAGUGGACUUGCCGACAACUGGUACCAACGGUGUCAAGAUUGGCCUCCAUGGAGAAGGAUCGUGAAGGACGCUACUGGGCAGUUGGAGGCAGUCGUCCUCCAACAACAACGGAGGGCAGAGGUGUGACUCUCACAACAACGAGCUGCGCGCCGGAAAGAUAAAAUUCAGCAAGUUGGCAUAGUAGGGGGGUACAGCUGGUACAUCUGCCAGACAUAUCGGUCAGCCAACCCUUGCAACCUGGGUCUGUCCUGUGACCUGUCGGCGAGCCUUCGACACUUUGUGGCCUGAUACAGGUGCUGGGGUGACGUCACCGUCACUUGGUAGUGAAUGGCAGGUAUUGUUAUUGAUGGUGGUAAUAGGGUCUUCUCCAAAAGUUUCGGUAUCCACCCAGGAUCUUUGGAUGUAAUCAGAUAGUUCCAUCAUGGUACCUAGGCAGAGUUCGUGCUCACUCAGGCGUAUCAGAUGCAUUUAACAUUUCGAAUGGAGUGAGCUGUGCUUGGGCUCCAAAUCUGUUGAGCCAUGGUGGAUGAAGCUAUGAAGGACCUGAACGCAGGAGUAGUGAUCGAGACCUGCACAGAUGGUUGGCUUUAAUAUCUUGUCACCUUUAUUUGAAAAAAAACUCUCAUUUGAGCGGUCCAUAGUAUGUGAACUUCAGUAUGCAAAUGACUAUUUUUUGACCAUACAACAACUGCUAAGCAGCUCCUCCUUUGCAAAUUGAG